This is a messenger RNA of Bufo gargarizans (Asiatic toad), 2791 nucleotides long. RefSeq names its product inactive dipeptidyl peptidase 10-like. Lineage: Eukaryota; Metazoa; Chordata; Amphibia; Anura; Bufonidae. The record is from RefSeq and is a predicted model, not a curated record. Bases 1 to 2301 code for a protein of 766 amino acids. The transcript has 25 exons. Gene Ontology annotation, biological process: proteolysis. Gene Ontology annotation, molecular function: dipeptidyl-peptidase activity; serine-type peptidase activity.
AUGCGUUCUUUUGGGGCCCCACCCCGUAAUUGGCGUGGAAUAGGCCUGGCAGUGCUGGUGAUUUCUGUGGUGAUGUCAGUUGUCCUGUUAGCAAUAUUCCUGCUUUCUCCAGAUAUCCCAAGACAGCCAGAAAAGUUAUGCCUGACAUUAUCUGACCUUGAGAAUCCAGACUACGAGGUCCAUGUACCCAAAAUUUUCUGGGCAAGUGAUUCAGAAAUCAUCCAAGAAACCAGAGAUGGUAAUUUAAUUAGACAAAAUUUAGAAACCAAAGAGACCACCAUUCUACUGAGUAAUAUCACCUAUGUAUCUCUGCAGAUGACCAGUGCAAAGUUAUCCCCAGAUCUACAGAACUUACUCCUGAUAUCAAAAAGCCAAAAGAUUGCAGGAGUGUCCUUCAUGGCUUCAUAUACUGUAUACAAUAUCAGGAGCAGGGAACUAUGGAAUCUCAGCCCACCUGGAAAAAACAAUACCAAUCUGCAAUAUGCCAACUGGGGACCACAUGGGAGCCAACUGGUGUUCAUCUUUGAAAAUGAUAUUUUUUAUCAAGACGUGGCUUCUGGUCCAGCGCUCAGGCUUUCUUCCUCUGGAGAUCCAGAAAAUGUGCUCAGUGGGAUCUCUGACUGGACCUACGAAGAGGAAGUUCUACAUAGCUAUGCUGCCCACUGGUGGUCUCCAGAUGGUGCAAGACUUGCCUAUCUCACCAUCAACAACACACUUGUACCUAAGAUGGAGCUGCCACACUUUGUUGGUGCUGACUAUCCAAUAUGUGCACGAUAUGCCUAUCCUAAGGCUGGACAACCCAUUCCUCAAGUGAAGGUCUUCGUUGUGAAUCUGCGCGGUCCGUCGCACACUGUGGAGAUCUUUCGUCCUGAUACUUUUGAGUUCAGGGAGUACUAUAUUACCCUGGUAAAAUGGGUAACAAAUUCUCAACUUGCUGUGCAAUGGAUGAACCGCCCACAAAACCUAUCUCUUCUCACAAUCUGUAAUACGACUACUGGCAUCUGUGUGGAGAAGUACAGAACUUCCUCUGACAUGUGGAUCAGCAGUCAGGCUGCCCCGGUGCUUUCUGCAGAUUUUACUUUCCUUCUGGUACCAGUGAAGCAAGGAGGACAGGGGGAAUAUGUCCAUAUCACCAUGUUCUCCACACAGCUAGGCGGGAAAGAAAACUCGUUACAAAUGUUGACUUCUGGGGAAUGGGAUGUGACAAGGAUAGUGACCUACAAUACAAACAACAAAACAGUUUAUUUCCUGAGCACUGAAGACAAACCCAGAACAAGACAUCUGUACAGUGUGGAAACAUCGGGUUCUCUUAACCGCACAUGUGUGACUUGCGACCUCAUUCCAGGCUGCAAUUUUGUGGAUGUAGAAUUUAGUCCUGAAGGCAGCUUCUUUAUCCUCUUCUGUAAAGGUCCUGGAGUUCCUCAUAUCUCUGUGCACCAAACCGACAACCCUAAAGAUUUUCAAAUCCUGGAGGACAACCAGCAACUGAAUACUGUGCUGUUUGAUAAGGAAAUGCCAGAGACGCUAUACAGAUCUAUCCAUAUUGAUAACUAUGAUCUGACUGUUCGUCUGACUGUCCCAUCAGGAUACCGAGAUUCAGAAUACCCCUUGCUUCUCUGGCUACCAGAAGCUCCAGGGGCCCAGCGGGUCACAGAGGAGUUCUCACUCGGAUGGGAGUCUGUACUUGUGAGCUCAUUCCAUAUCAUUGUUGCCCAUUUUGAUGGCCGGGGAUCCAAAAAUCAAGGACUGAAUUUGCUUCAUGAAAUUGACCGGAAACUUGGUUCUGUUGAUGCUAAAGAAUAUAUAUCUGUGGUGCAGCAACUGAAACAGCUGCCAUUUGUUGACCAGCAUCGCAUUGGAGUUUAUGGGAAAGCUUAUGGUGGCUUUUUGGCUAUCAAGCUGCUGUCACUGCCUGAAGAGCUGUUUGCUUGUGGAGUAGCAGUUGCUCCCAUCACAAGUUUCCACCUACACUCUGCAAUUCUUUCAGAGCGUUACCUUGGGAUGCCAUCUCAAGAGGGUUCAGCAUACAUGGUGGCCUCAGUGUUGAAUAACAUCCAGAGGCUACGGGACCAACGAUUUCUACUGGUCCAUGGCACUGCAGAUGCCAAUGUGCACUUCCAACAUACAGCUGAACUUCUAAGCCUUCUGAUCCAGUCUGGAUCUAAUGUCACAAGCAGGAUUUAUCCUGAUGAGGACCAUUUCUUCCUGUCAAAGGGCAGCCAGGAGCACCUGAGCCUGUCAAUAGUGACCUACCUGCAGAGCUGCCUUCAGAGUGGAGGCAUCAGACAGACAGAGGAGUAAGUGAGGACCCGGUGAGGCACACAUAGAGCACAAGGUGUCGAUACUACACAAGAAACCAGAAUGAACAUUGAUGGGCGUAUCUGCUGGAAACAAUGGAAGACAAAUAAUCUUAACAUUAAUGAAUGAACUUGUGACUCGACUACUGGCAGUGAUUACCAUUACCUCUCAGAUGAUUCCUAAUUAAAUCACUUAUAAAUUAAUACAGAGACUAAAAUCUUGAGCAGCUAACUUUACAUAAAGCAUCACAUGGUGAAUAUCAUUCAUACAACCUUUCAAGUUGGCUAUAUACAUAAGAAAGCCAUUCAGCCUAUAUCUAUGUCCCCUGACCUCCCUCCAUAAAAAUGUAAGCUCAGCUCAUUAGGCAUGCUUGUUUAUUAAAAUGGGGAGACACUUCUUGCAGUGGCCUAUCUCCAAGCAGAACAAUAUCCAACAUGCACAAUCCUGUUUUUCUCCAAGAAUGUGACAUUGUGUGGACCCUAUAAGUAGUCGA